Messenger RNA from Tyto alba (common barn owl), 2438 nucleotides. RefSeq names its product gametocyte specific factor 1 (gene GTSF1). The transcript has 7 exons. The record is from RefSeq and is a predicted model, not a curated record. Lineage: Eukaryota; Metazoa; Chordata; Aves; Strigiformes; Tytonidae. The coding region runs from base 914 to 1945 and encodes 343 amino acids.
CACUGCUCACGGCCCACAUAACAUCACCUGGGCCCAUAUAUUACUGCUCACGGCCCACAUAACAUCACCUGGGCCCAUAUAGCACUGCUCACGGCCCCUGUAUCACCAGAUGGGCACAUAUAGCUCCUAUAUCAGCACCUGGGCCCAUAUAACAUGGUUCACGGCCCCUAUAUCACUGCCUGGGCCCAUACAGCACUGCUUACGGCCUGUAUAACAUCACCUGGGCCCAUAUAGCACAGCUCACAGCCCCUAUAACAUCACCUGGGGCUCAUAUAGCACUGCUCACGGCCCCUGUAUCACCAGAUGGGCACAUAGAGCUCCUAUAUCAGCACAUGGGCCCAUAUAGCAUGGUUCACAGCCCCUAUAUCAUUGCCUGGGCCCAUACAGCACUGCUCACGGCCUGUAUAACAUCACCUGGGCCCAUAUAGCACUGCUCACAGCCCAUAUAACAUCACCUGGGGCUCAUAUAGCACUGCUCAUGGCCCCUGUAUCACCAGAUGGGCACAUAUAGCUCCUAUAUCAGCACAUGGGCCCAUAUAGCAUGGUUCACGGCCCCUAUAUCACUGCCUGGGCCCAUACAGCACUGCUCACGGCCCGUAUAACAUCACCUGGGCCCAUACAGCACUGCUCAUGGCCUGUAUAACAUCACCUGGGCCCAUACAGCACUGCUCACAGCCCAUAUAACAUCACCUGGGCCCAUAUAGCGUGGUUCACGGCCCUUAUAACACCGCCUGGGCCCAUAUAGCCCCCCCAGGGCCCGUACAGGCCCGCCCGGCCCCGUUGCCAUGGCGACAGCGCCGCGCCGCGGCCGCGCAGGCCGCGCCGGAAGCCGGGUCCCGUUGCCGUGGCGACGCGGCGGCGCGCAGGGCCCGUUGGGAGUCCGUUGGGCCGCCCGGCCGGGCCGGGACCCGCCAUGGAGCCCGAGGCGCUGGUGCAGUGCCCCUACGACAGCAGCCACCGCCUCCGGGCCUCCCGCCUGCCCUACCACCUCGUCAAGUGCGAGCAGUGCCUCUUGUCUCUCCUCACCCCCUCCCACCCCCAGAACAACCCGCAGGUAGCCCGCACGCUAGCCACCUGCCCCUUCAACGCCAGGCACAGGGUGCCCCAGGCCAAGCUGUGGAGCCACGUCGCCUCUUGCCCCGACAAGCGCCAGCCUGAUCUCCCCCACGAGAUGGACAUGUCCCUCGGUGACAGAGCGAAGCAAUCCGAUGUCCCCACAGCCUGGCAGAGCCCCCCGUGCCAGGAAGACUGGGAGGCUGAGCUGGAGGACCUGGAGGACCCUCCGCCGUUCAUCUUCAACGUCAGGAUGAACGACCCGCUCCUCCUCCCUCGCGACAGCAGGACGCCUCGGGGGGGGGUGGGACACGACACCCCACGGAGCCCCCACCGCUCCGGGCAGCACGCAGAGCUCAGAGGAGGUGACAGAUUUGGGGCGGUACGCGUGGAAAUGGAAACGGGUGUGUCCCCAGCCGGGCUCCCUGCCCACCCCAUCACCAAGCUCAGCGUGGAGAAUCAGGACGCGCGCCCACAUGGGUUUCUCUCGGCGAAAAGCUUUCCCCUCCUGCAAAUCCCAUCCCGGCGGCCGCUUCCCCUCGCCGGAGAGCGAAACCCUUUUUCCCCCCCCCUCCCGCUCUGCCCGCAGGUGGAAAACCAUCCGAAUCCCUCCCCGCUCCAGCAGUUUCAUGUGUGCUUCGAACUGUGCCAGCAACGGCCUUACAACACUUGCCGGGAGUUUUUGCUCGGAGGGUGGAUCCGGCCGGGUAGGUUGGAGGACUGGCUUAUUUUCAUCCCGGAGCCGGAUGGGAAACGACAGGCGUUUCCCUCCUUUUUCCACCUAUUUUGCUGUUCUUUUCGCCCUGGCAGAUCUCAGAGAACUCCCCCCCCCCUUCUCUGGGGAGCCGGCGGGUUUUUCCCCUCGGCGGAGGCUGCGGGGUGGGAGAAUUGAAUAUUUUUGGGUGGUGGGGCAGUUCUGUGUCACCUUCGGCUGCCACCUUGGGGCACUUUGGGGACAGCAGCUCCUGCCUCCCACCCUGCCCCCCCCCCUCCCCCCCUCCUUUCCAGGCGGGUCCCGCCUGGCUUCUCCGUGAUUUUGGGGAGAUUUUUUACACCUUUUUGACCUCACCUUACACGCUUUAACCGUUUUACCCCUGUUCUCUUCAGUGCAGCGAUGAAACAUCCCAUGUGCCCCCACCCUCAUAUGAUUCCCACAGUCCCGAGGGGGGGGGGGUACCAGCUGAGCCCCCCCCCCGGUAUAAACAGGGGUGCCCAGUUCCGCGUGUUGACGUGAGGCCACACCAGUUCCCCCCCCCACCACCACCAUUCCCAGGACAAAAUUCCCCACGUCGUUCCCCGGCUGUGAUUCAGCGCCCGGCACCGCUCCCCGGCUGGUUUCUACCGGGGGGGGGUUGGGGGGGGGGGGGGAGGAGGAUGGGAAGGGG